Molecule: messenger RNA, 1518 nt
Organism: Chaetomium globosum CBS 148.51
Lineage: Eukaryota; Fungi; Ascomycota; Sordariomycetes; Sordariales; Chaetomiaceae
Exons: 1
Coding region: 1-1518 (505 amino acids)
Cellular component (GO): mitochondrion
Molecular function (GO): GTP binding; GTPase activity
Source: RefSeq, a predicted model, not a curated record
AUGUCCACCUUUGCCGACAAAGCGAAAUUGAACCUCUACGCCGGUAAUGGCGGCCACGGCUGCAUCUCGUUCUUGCGCGAAGCAUACUUGGAGGACGGGCCAGCCAACGGCGGCGAUGGCGGUCACGGCGGUAACAUCUACAUUCAGGCGGUCCAUGGCGAGACCUCGCUACACAAGCUAUCGCGGAGGAAGAUUGUGCGCGCGGGCAAGGGGAAGAGCGGCAUGGGUGGCGCCAGGGGGGGACGACGCGGAGACGACGUGGUCAUCGCCGUCCCCGUCGGGACAGUGGUCAGAGAGUUGAGUCGCGACGACCCAGAGGCUGAAAAUCGCUUUCUGGCGAACCGAGACAAGAAAAGAGUCGGGAGAGAUGUGCUCCCGGUGGAAGAAGGGCCGGAUGGGGAGCCAAUAGAUGACCCGUCUCGCAGCAAGUGGAUGCUCUACCCGGGGAUGUCCUCCUCCGACAUGAAGCGGAUUCAGCUGCCGCCACUCCCGAACCGAGAACGCCUGCUUCAACAACCCAAAGCGCCAAUACAGCUGGACUUGUCUCGCCCCACGCCGCGCCCGAUUCUGCUCGCGGUGGGCGGAAUCGGCGGGUUGGGGAACCCUCACUUUGUCACCAAAGGCACGCCGAAGCCCAUGUUUGCUACUCGAGGAGAGGGUGCCGUAUCGAUGGAGAUUGAGCUGGAACUCAAGCUCCUGGCAGAUGUCGGUCUGGUCGGCUUGCCGAACGCUGGCAAAAGCACGCUCCUCCGUUCCAUUAGCAACAGCCGCACACGCGUGGGCAACUGGGCCUUCACCACCCUCCAGCCCAACAUCGGCACCGUCGUGCUCGACAACAACAAGGGCCGCCCGGUACUAACGAGCUACCGUAAAGUCUCAGACGCAUCCCCACUUCGAGACGAUCCCUUCAACCUCUCGGCCGAACCCCAACCCGGACUCGAACGGCGCACCCGGUUCACCAUUGCCGACAUCCCAGGCUUGAUCGAAGGUGCUCAUCUCGAUAAAGGCCUUGGUAUUGCGUUCCUCCGCCACGUCGAGCGAGCCGGUGUGCUGGCCUUCGUCCUCGACCUCGGCGCAGGGAAUGCCGUGCAGGCAUUGAAGGCUCUUUGGAACGAAGUCGGUCUGUACGCGCACAUGCGCGAGGAGGAGGAGCGUGAGCGCAAGCGCCAAGCCGCAGUCGACUGGAGCGCCACCGCGGGGACCGACGCCGAGGACAGCACGUUCUGGCCGAGUUCCAUGACGGACGAUUAUAGCACCCCCGCUGCGAAUACUGGCGGGUUGCAUAUUGCUGGAAAGCCGUGGUUUGUGGUGGCUACCAAGGGGGAUCUGCUGGAUACGCAAGAGAAUUUCAAAGAGCUGAGGGAAUACCUGGCUGCGAUUGGCCGCGGGGAGGAGCCGCAUCCAAGUGGUGUUGAGGGCGCGUGGACCCAUGAUUGCGCGGCUAUUCCGGUCAGCGCGAUCAAGGGGCAGGGAGUGGACCGAGUGGUGCAUUGGGCGGUUGGCUUGUUGGAUGGCUAG